UCUGGCGGAGACGAACGCGCACGCGCGGCAGUGCUUUUGCGUUGCAGUAGUGGCAGCGUGACAUAACCUAGCGGCAGUUCAUCGUCGUGUUUGCCUGUGUGUCGUCGUUGGUUUACGUGUCGACGGAGGAACGGUCGUGGUUCUCGUAUCGCGCACCGCGCUCGCACAAUCGGUCGGUAGCUCGUGGCAAACGUGGACGCGUAUCACGCGGUCUCUCGCGGCGCGGUUAUCGUGAUGGCGGAGUCUGAAACGUCGAGCAUCGUGCAUGUUGGUCAUCGUUACACGUCCGCCGCACCGUCUCUCUAGUUCCGCGGCCCGAAGCCAUCGGUGAAAAAGUCCAACGUGGUUGCUGCUCGUCGUUGCGUUCGAACGUUCGAAUCGUCAUCGUGCGAGGGAGUGUCGCCGCUGGUAGUAUCGCGGCUGUAUGUCGUAGUUUUUACACGAUAACACGCAAUACCGCGGUCGAGAGUGCGAUCACUGUAAGUGAGAAAAGGAGAAGCGACGAGAGAGAGAAAGAGAGGGAGAGGAAGAGAGAGAGAGAUAGAGAGGAAGAGAGAGACAGCAAGUGAGCGAGCGUGCGAGGAUCGCGCGAGCGUCGAAAGUAACGAGUCAUCUACCGAUCCAAGAUGGCAGAACGCCAGGAGGGUGGUCCGAAGAAGAUCACCAUCAACGUGAAGACGCCAAAGGAGAAACAGAGCGUGGAGAUCGAGGAAAAUGCGACGAUAAAGGACUUUAAGGAGGCGGUCUCGAAGAAGUUCAAUGCACAAGCCGAUCAGCUGUGUUUGAUCUUUGCGGGAAAAAUCAUGAAGGAUCACGAGACCCUCAGCACGCACAACAUCAAGGACGGUCUGGCGGUGCACUUGGUGAUCAAAGCACCGCGCUCCGCCACCACUACGUCAAAUCAGGAGUCCACUCCGACUACCAGACCUCAAGCUGACGUCAAUGCUAGUCCAUUUGGUUUGGGCAGUUUAGGUGGACUAAUGGGAUUGGAAUAUCUUGGCUUGGGAUCUGCUAAUUUCAUAGAUUUGCAGCAGAGAAUGCAACGGGAAUUGUUAAUGAAUCCGGAAACGAUGCGCACAGUACUCGACAAUCCCUUGGUGCAGAAUCUAAUGAACGAUCCGGAAAACAUGCGUAAUUUGGUCACCGCCAAUCCCCAGAUGCAAGAGCUAAUGCAACGAAAUCCUGAAAUCAGCCACAUGCUGAACAACCCUGAGCUGUUACGCCAAACAAUGGAGCUUGCGCGUAAUCCGUCGAUGCUGCAGGAACUAAUGCGAUCGCACGACCGUGCUCUAUCCAAUUUGGAGAGCAUACCCGGCGGUUACAGCGCGCUGCGCCGCAUGUAUCGCGAUAUUCAGGAACCGAUGCUGGCGGCUGCAACAAACGGUCGUAAUCCCUUCUCCGCUCUGGUGGAGAACAACUCGUCCAACCAGGAUACACAAAAUCCGCAGCAGGGCCAAGAGAACCGUGAUCCCCUACCGAAUCCGUGGAAUCCAAGUCAGAAUGAUACCAACAAUGGCGGGACGCAGCCGAAUCAGAGCAGAGGCUUACUGGAUUCGCCGGGUAUGCAGAGUCUUACCGCCCAGAUAAUGGAUAAUCCUCAGUUGAUGCGAAAUAUGUUGAACGCUCCCUAUACGCGUUCCAUGCUCGAGGCAAUGGCAGCCGACCCAGCGAUGGCGAAUCGCGUGUUCGCUGCGAGCCCAUUCCUGCGUAGCAAUCCGCAGAUGCAGGAACAGAUGCGUGCCAUCAUGCCCGCCGUCUUACAGCAGAUGCAGAAUCCUCAGAUACAGAAUGUCGUUAGCAAUCCAGACGCACUGGCCGCCAUCUUGCAGAUACAACAGGGUAUGGAACAGCUACGCACCGUCGCUCCUGAUCUUGUGGAAAAUAUGGGCCUUACGGUCCCACCACCUGUGACUACGACACCCAACACCGGUGGCGGCACAAGUCCCAGUGUACCGACCAGCCAAUCAUCGGACACCAAUCAGCAGGACGCGUUUUCCCAAUUCAUGGCACGUAUGGUCUCUGCAAUGGCAUUAAAUCAAGGUGUAGAAGUCGACGGCCAACCUGUACCUCCACCAGAAGAACGUUAUAGAGCACAGCUAGAACAACUUACGGCUAUGGGUUUCCUUAAUAGAGAUGCUAAUUUACAAGCGUUAAUUGCUACAUUUGGAGAUAUAAAUGCCGCCGUUGAGAGACUACUCUCUAAUGGGCAAGUGUCUAUGAGCUAACCACCAAUCAGCAAUACCGUUAUUCCAUUAUUAUCUUUAAUUUUCUCCUUAUUUACCUCGUACGACAGACGCGGUGAGAGAUAUUUCAGAUAACUGGCUGUCGAAGAAAAAAAAAGAAUUAUAAAAUUAUACCCCCUCUUCCUCGUCCAACUUCUACCCGUUUCUCAGUCUUGACGCAAUAUAUGCUACCGACAUGUUCAAAAUUCGCAUCUUCUUUUGUACUUGAAUUCAGGUUUAUCUGUGUUUAGACGUUAGAGAAAACGGCGUAGAUACUAAACUACGUUCCCCGACUGUUCACUUCUUCGAAUCUCCGUUCUCGGUUUGUCUGUCCCGUAUUCUCUUCGAUGUGCUCUAAAGCUAAGUAGCUCUGUUGAUGUCAUUUUUCUGUGUAAAUUUCUUUAUAUAGCAGCCCUGCGAUAGUCGCUGCGAUACACGCGCGAUCACGUUUACGACAAUUCUUUACAACAUAUUUCCAUGUGAACUUUCUUAUAGAAACACAAAUGGAAACCUGCAUGGAAAAUCUAGAUUGUCACUAUUAAGGAGCUCGCUUCUCGGCUUCGUCGGUCGAUCGAAAGUGCAUUCACAGUACUCAACCAUCUCUUUUUGCUUUUUUGACUAUCCUAAUAUAUUUAUAAUCGCUCGUAGCGAGAUAUGUUGUUUGUAUAUGUUCCGAGUAAACAAAGAGAAAAAAGUAAGUGAGAAGAAAACGAAAUCAGCAGAGGAUGAGUGUAAUGCUUUGGCACGGAUUUCUCGAUCGUUUCCUCAUACGUAAACGAAAAUAUCUUUGGAUAUAUGUAUAUGUAUAUACACAUGGUUACACACAUAUAUACAGGGUGCGGCAAAUUUAAAUUGAGACAAAUAUAUGAAAAAUGUAGCAAAAUAAAAAUAUUUCAGACAAAUGUUGUUGGGUUGGAAGGGGGGGCAUGUGGUAGUGCUAUUGACUUGACCUUAUGGUAAAUUAACAAUCUUGGCGUAUUCAUUGCAAAUUCAAGCCAAUGGCACUCUCUUCUCUUUAUCGUACGUCCCACUUGAAACUGUACAACUUUUAGUCUAAGAUAUUCUUUUUUUUUACUUUGUUUUUUAUAUAUUUAAGAAUCUCAAUUUAAACGCCGCGCACUCUGUAUAUGUAUAUUAGCGAGAUUCGCACACAUCGUACUCAGAGGGCACGACUCGACGAUCCGUACUGUAAUACGUUUUCCAUGUUUUUAUGGGUACGCAUGAGGCGACAACUGCUUUCUUUGAAUUGCAUACUAGCGUGCACCGUCUCUUUGUUGGUUUAAUUUGAUCGUAGCGUAAAAGUACUAUCAUUAAGCGUUAUACAUAUAUAUAAAUAUAUAUAUAUAUAUUAUAUAUAUAUGUCUUGUAAUACAAGUCUAGAAAUUUGUAGCGUGAUCAUUGAGAAACAUACGGCAUAGAUUGUUUAUAGAGGAAUGUGUGCGCGGUAUGGGUUGGCUUGGCGCACGACCACGCGCAAAAAUGCGUGAAUUCGAAGGAACACCUAAUUGUCGGCUAGCUCUAAAGCAUAAAGAUAAAAAGAAAUCGAAGAUGUAUGUUGUAAAUUAUCCUUUUUCGGAGGGAAACAGCUAUGAUUUUAAUACUUUUGAUUGAUGUACGAUUACAUAAGUAUCCAUGCGCAUUAUAUUAUCUUUUAUGUGUAUUCAGUAUACUUCACUGGAUGAGACAUUCUGCUGUAAAAGCGAUUAUAUUACAAAAUAAAGUUACGGUUGAUUCAUACCCAUCGAUCAACUAUCGAAUA
Odontomachus brunneus is the source of this 3981-nucleotide messenger RNA. RefSeq names its product ubiquilin-1 (gene Ubqn). NCBI's taxonomy places the organism in Eukaryota, Metazoa, Arthropoda, Insecta, Hymenoptera, Formicidae. The transcript has 7 exons. Bases 627 to 2225 code for a protein of 532 amino acids. Gene Ontology annotation, cellular component: cytosol. Gene Ontology annotation, biological process: ubiquitin-dependent protein catabolic process. The record is from RefSeq and is a predicted model, not a curated record. Gene Ontology annotation, molecular function: polyubiquitin modification-dependent protein binding.